AUCUUGUGCACGGGAUUGAAGAGUUUAAGAAGAAACAACAAAGUGGGGUUUGCGGUUGCUUAUUGUUUUUAAUGUUAUUCUACCACGAGCAUAUAUCAUUUGAAGAGAAAUUUCUACCGCUAUAUACUCGACCUUCUCCUCGGAUUACUGCUUGGGGAGAUGAUGAAGUAUUGGACAGGAAACGAAGAUUGAAAAAACUUGGUGGAUAUGCAAAUGAGAAUCUCAAAAUAUGGGUGAUAGAAAAUGAGAUAAGGGAUUGCGUUGAUGGAAAUGCAACGACAAUGGCGAGUGAGAAUGAGGACGAUGAGAAAUUUGUAAUCAAUCUAAACAAAGAUGUUAUUAAACGAGUUGAUGGUGGGAACUUAAUGGAGAUGGAUAAAACCUUUCAACAAUUAAAGACACAACUAAUUGAUAUGGCUUAUGGUGCAAGUAGUAGUAGUUGUGAUCAAAUUUUGGCUAAAUUUGAGGAGAAUUAUACUACAGUGAAAGGUCUCUUCCUUAGAUCAAGCGGAAAACCUUUGAGAAUGCACGAGGAAGGACCGAAGAAUGACAUUCUCUCAUGCGAGAGAAGUUUGGAAGAUACGAACAAUAUGAAUGUAAUGAACAUUAUCUUCACACUUUGUCAAAUGAGAAGUUAUGCACCGAGGACUUGAAUGAAAAGAAUGAAGAUGCAUGUGCUACAUCAAUUGAAGUGCAUAUCAUUCCAGACGAAAAUCAAAAUAUUU
Messenger RNA from Vitis riparia (riverbank grape), 725 nucleotides. RefSeq lists its product as uncharacterized. Lineage: Eukaryota; Viridiplantae; Streptophyta; Magnoliopsida; Vitales; Vitaceae. Bases 72 to 653 code for a protein of 193 amino acids. The record is from RefSeq and is a predicted model, not a curated record. The transcript has 4 exons.